GUCUCCACCCUCUCGCAGGUGGCUGGUGUCCCGCGAUGGCCGCAGACGCCCUCCUGCCGUGCCCGCGCCGGUGCCCCAUGUCCCAGCUGGACUUCCUCAAGGCGUCGCACUUCUCGUUGGGGCCCGACCUGCGGCUUCACGAGGGCACCAUGCUCACCACGACGCACCGGGACUUCGCCUACCCGGGUACCACCCGGGAGCCGCCGAGCCUGCAGCCGCCACCCGCGCUGCUCUUCCAGUUGGACCAGCGCUGGGACCAGGAAGAGCGCGUGUCAGAGGCGCGCCGCGCGUUCCCGCCUCCGUCCACGCCGCCGUGGGAGCUGCAGCGGGCGCAGGCGCGGGAACGCACGCUCGCCAUGCAGGCCAGCAACCUGCACCUGCGCGAGGACGCGCACGCCGGGAUCGGCCUCUCCAGCGCGCGCGCCGCCUACGACUGGCCCGAGCUGCCGGCGCGCGCCGGAGAGCAGAUCCGCGGCGCUCGCCUCAUCUUCGACCGCGACUCCCUGCCGACCGGCGACCGCGACAAGCUGCGCAUCCCGCCCACCACGCACCAGGCGCUCUUUCCACCCCACGACGCGCGCCCGCAGCCCCGAGCGCCCAGUUGCCACCUCGGGGGCCCCAACACCCUCAAGUGGGACUACAAGAGACAAGAUGGGACUUCCUACCAGAGACAGUUCCAGGCCCUGCCAGGCCCACCUGCCUUGAUGUGUAAGAGGGCCUCCUCCAGAGUACAGCUAGGAGACUGCAAGAUGAGCUAUGGAUCAACGUGUUCAGAGCAGAAACAGGCCUACAGGCCCCAGGGUCUGCCUGAAGAUAGGUAUGACAAGACCCAGGCCGCAGCCCACAUCCACUAUGUAAGUAUCCGUCCUGGAGAUGGCCUCUUCCACGACAGGACCACCAAGACCGAGCACUUCUAUGCCCGGGAGCCAGAGCCUUUUGUUCUUCACCACGAUCAGACUCCGGAGUCGCACAUCCUGAAAGGAAAUUGGUGCCCCGGCCCUGGCAGUCUGGACACCUUCAUGCAGUACUUCUAUGGCCAGCCGCCACCCCCGACCCAGCCACCCAGCCGCCACGUGCCUCACGAGAAACUGCAGAGUCACGUGACGCUAGGGGAGCCAAAGCUGCUCAGAUGCUUCUUCAAGACCACCAUGGGCUCGCACUACUGCCCCUCAGAGUGGAGGCAGGUGAAGAAAGCACCCAACCUCCACUUGCAGCAGAGCAACCUGCCGCAGGGCACUGGCGGUGAGCGCUCGUGGGAAGCCCCCCACCUUAUGGAGCCCGCCCCGCCUCUGGAAGCCACGACCCCCAGAAGCUCCGCCCCAGGAAGCCCAGUCCUGGAAGCUUCUCACCUGCCACUGCUCUGGCCCCGCCUCUAACGAGCCCCACCUAACCCUGGCGUCAACUCCUGCAAGGCUAAAUCCCACUUCCAAUUGACCAGAACCCCAACUCCGCCCCUGAAUAAUCCCGCCCCUUCGUGGCCAUGCCCCGCCCCUUCAUAACUCCACCCUAUGGCCAUAGCCCCGCCCCUUCCCCAUCCUUUCUCGCCCAUUCUUAACCCCGCCUCCGUUGUCAGACUCUGGCUCCGCCCCUGACUGGCCAGCCAGCCCUGCCUAG
Cebus imitator (Panamanian white-faced capuchin) is the source of this 1614-nucleotide messenger RNA. It is a transcript of the gene SAXO5, whose product is annotated as testis expressed 45. The transcript is spliced from 7 exons. NCBI's taxonomy places the organism in Eukaryota, Metazoa, Chordata, Mammalia, Primates, Cebidae. Bases 36 to 1376 code for a protein of 446 amino acids. The record is from RefSeq and is a predicted model, not a curated record.